Messenger RNA from Rhizopus microsporus ATCC 52813, 812 nucleotides. RefSeq lists its product as uncharacterized. The transcript has a single exon. The record is from RefSeq and is a predicted model, not a curated record. Bases 107 to 418 code for a protein of 103 amino acids. NCBI's taxonomy places the organism in Eukaryota, Fungi, Mucoromycota, Mucoromycetes, Mucorales, Rhizopodaceae.
GCAGGGAAAAUGUGUCAAACAAUACAGCAAGGGCAUUAUGUAUAAAUUUCAAAACAAAUGUAUCAUUUUUCAUAAUUGCGCAUUUCUUUCGUCUACCGUAAAAACGAUGGAAACUAAUUCAAGUACACAACCUCCACCACCAGCUUACCAACAAUCAGCGCCUGGAAAAACAUACUACCAACCACCUCCUGGCCCUCCUCCCGAGAGCACGCAAUAUGCGCCUCCUACACAACCACCGCCACAGCAUGGACCAGCAAUUGGACAGAGAGUGGUUCAAUUUUAUGCGCCUCCAGAGAAUAGACGACUUGGGAUAAUGAGGCGGCUAUGUUCAGCAAUCUGCUGCUGCAUCAUUAUUGGGCUAGUAGUCGGACUGGCUGCAGGUUUAACAAGUAGUAGUUAUCAUGGUUGUAAUUGGUAAAAAGCAAAAACAUUAGUAUAACCCUGCAUGAAAUUUUAAUCGGUUUAUAUUGAUCAUAGUCGAUAUAACUCAGACUGUGUUUACAGAUACGGUAAAUAGACAACAUUAUCAUAACCACAAGUGUACUAACCAUGAUAUUUAGGCGCUGGCACUUAUUGUUAUAACAAUUGUCAGUGCGCACGUUAUUAAAUAUAACAAGUAUAUAUUACUUUUAAUAAAUUAGAAGUAUGCUGCACUGCAGUGUGCCUUGCAUAAAUUAAAAUAAUAAUAUGAUGAUCUCCUCUUUAUUUCCUUCUAGACCCCUUGCAGGACAUUAGUUGCGCGGGAAACAAAACCAAUCAGGUUGAGGAAAAGAUGCAUAAGGGAGAAAAAGAGUAAAAGGGAAAAAGGGUGG